Messenger RNA from Ostertagia ostertagi, 408 nucleotides. The record is from the annotation of a GenBank genome assembly. NCBI's taxonomy places the organism in Eukaryota, Metazoa, Nematoda, Chromadorea, Rhabditida, Trichostrongylidae.
AUGCCGACUGCGAUGCCACUGUUGUGCGGCUGUACGCUACGACGGCCGCAGGCUGAAUACACAACACGGGGUUUUCUGAUGAUCGAAGGACUGGUGGCGGGCAGGCUGUACGGUGAUGUGGAGCAGCGCACGGACAAGGCGGGCAAGCCUUUUACUGUUGCCAGGGUGCGUGCCAGCACCGGUGAUGGGGAGGUGCUGUUCGUGAAUGUCAUUGUGUUUGAUGCGGCUGCACGGGCCGAUAUCGGCCGUCUGGUAGAGGGGGAUGCAAUCUCUCUGACCGGGGCGCUCACUCCGCGCGUAUGGACAGACAAGCAAGGCAACACGCGACCUGCACUGGACAUGGUGGCCCGUCGGAUACUGGCCCUGCCGGUGGACGGAGAGGGCUCUCACGUCAAUCCCGUUGGAUGA